GCCGACGAGCAGAAGCGAUUCUAGUCAGUACGACGAGUCAAAAACUGCGGUCAAGUGAGCCGUCGUUCGUUCAUCCGUCGUUCAGCCAGCCGCGCUUCAGAAACGUCUUGCGCCCGUAUUACGCGCUUUACAGCAGAGCACAAAACACGCUCGUCGCGACUUCCUCUUUUCAUAGCGACACGUCUGGUCUGUUCAAAAUAUUGAAAAAUACGAAACAAAAUAUUGCAUAUAUAGAAAAACUGUCGCCUAAUAAAGAUCUGUGUACUUUUACUGUAAAAUUAAGCAUUUAUUAGUAUUUAAAACUACCAUGUCAUACUGUGAAACUUUUAUAAUUAAUAACUUAACUUUGGUGCAUAGUUCCAGGCUCAGACCACUUUCCUCUUGUUCUACUAGAGGUGUACUAUCACCACACAAAGAUUCUUGUAUUUUUACUGUAUAGUUUUGGAUUUAUUAGUAUUCAAAACUACCAUGUCAUACUGUAAUACAGUCAACUUUGAUCAUUAAUAACUUGACUUUGGUGCAUAGUUCCAGGCUCAGACCACUUUCCCCUUGUUCUACUAGAACUGUACUAUCACCACACAAAGAUUCGUGUAUUUUUACUGUAUAGUUUAGGAUUUAUUAGUAUUCAAAACUACCAGUUCAUACUGUAACUGUAUGGGCCGUAUAGUCAACUUUAAUGAUCAAUAACUUGACUUUGGUGCAUAGUUCCAGGCUCAGACCACUUUCCUCUUGUUCUACUAGAGGUGUACUAUUACCCCACAAAGAUCUGUAUAUUUUUACUGUAUAGUUUUGGAUUUAUUAGUAUUCAAAACUACCAGUUCAUACUGUAACUGUAUAGGCCGUAUAGUCAACUUUAAUGAUCAAUAACUUGACUUUGGUGCAUAGUUCCAGGCCCAGACCACUUUCUCCUAUUUCUGCUAGAUGUGUACUAUCAUCACACAAAGAUUCGUGUAUUUUUACUGUAUAGUUUAGGAUUUAUUAGUAUUCAAAACUACCAAGUCAUACUGUAACUGUAUAGGCCGUAUAGUCAACUUUAAUCGUUAAUAACUAGACUUUGGUGCAUAGUUCCAGGCCCAGACCACGUUCCCCUUGUUCUACUAGAGGUGUAUUAUCACCCCACAAAAAUUCAUGUAUUUUUACUGUAUAGUUUUGAAUUUAUUAGUAUUCAAAACUACCAUGUCAUACUGUAAUACAGUCAACUCUAAUGAUCAAUAACUUGACUUUGGUGCAUAGUUCCAGGCUCAGACCACAUUCCCCCUGAUCUACUAGAGAUGUACUAUCACCACACAAAGAUUUGUGUAUUUUUACUGUAUAGUUUUGGAUUUAUUAGUAUUCAAAACUUCCAGGUCAUACUGUAAUACUCUAUGGGCCUUAUAUUCAACUAUGAUGAUGAAUAACUUGACUUUAGUGCAUAAUGCCAGGCCCAGAUUAUGUCACUUUUCAUAUAAAAAACUGUGAGUGAGGCUAAGCACACACACAUUAAAUCCUUUUAUUACCAUCUGUUAGGACUCCAAAGUGUGACUUUUAAUAUUGAAACUAAAUGUUUAAUGUUUAAUAUAAAGUCAUUGAACAGUCAAAAACUGAAUAUUUAUGUGUGAAACAUACAUUAACGUGGUGGAGGAGUUUGUGUGCCUGAAUGACCCCGGGAGCUAUGUUGUCGGGGGCUAAAUGCCCCUGGUAGGGUCUCCCAAGGCAAACAGGUCCUGGGCUGGGCUGAAGUGGAGGAAGUGUCCGGAGAGAGGGAAGUUUGGAGUUUGCUUAGACUGUUGCCCCCGCGACCCGCCCCCAGAAAAAGCGGUUGAAAAUGGAUGGAUACUGAAAUCGUUAUUUGUUCUCAUUAAACCAUUUCCCAUGUCUGGAGUUUGUUUUAUCAAAGUUAUUGCCGUCUCUGUUCUUACACAUUGUAAUAUCUAGUUUUGAACACUAAAAUGUAAAUACAAAAUGUAUAUAACCAAAUAUUCAGGAUUAGAUUUAAUGCAAUUAUUCUCUCUUCACAAUACAGACUUAAAACAAUAAAAAAGAAAGUUACACACUACACUGUUUGUAGUGCAGUACUUAUUGGUUUUAUGCUUGACUGUAAGGGCCAUAUUUCAGCAUAACAUGGUACUACUAAAAUCCUAAACUAUACAGUAAAAGUACACAGAUCUUUGUGGGGUGAUAGUACAUCUCUAGUAGAUCAUGGGGAAUGUGGUCUGAGCGUGGAACUAUGCACCAAAGUCAAGUUAUUGAUCAUCAAAGUUGACUGUAUUACAGUAUGACAUAGUACUUUCAAGUACUGCUAAAUCCUAAACUAUACUGUAAAAAUACAUGAAUUUUUGUGUGGUGAUAGUACACAUCUAGUAGAACAAGGGGAAAGUGGUCUGGGCCUGGAACUAUGCACCAAAGUCAAGUUAUUGAUUAUCAAAGUUGACUGUAUUACAGUAUGACAUAGUACUUUCAAGUAUUGCAAAAUCCUAAACUAUACAGUAAAAAUACAUGAAUUUUUGUGUGGUGAUAGCACAUCACUAGUAGAAUAAGGAGAAAGUGGUCUAAGCCUGGAACUAUGCACCAAAGUCAAGUUAUUAAUGAUUAAAGUUGACUGUAUUACAGUAUGACAUAGUACUUUCAAGUACUGCUAAAUCCUAAACUAUACAGUAAAAAUACAUGAAUUUUUGUGGGGUGAUAGUACACAUCUAGUAGAACAAGGGGAAAGUGGUCUGGGCCUGGAACUAUGCACCAAAGUCUAGUUAUUAACGAUUAAAGUUGACUAUACGGCCCAUACAGUUACAGUAUGACUUGGUAGUUUUGAAUACUAAUAAAUCCUAAACUAUACAGUAAAAAUACACGAAUCUUUGUGUGAUGAUAGUACACAUCUAGCAGAAAUAGGAGAAAGUGGUCUGGGCCUGGAACUAUGCACCAAAGUCAAGUUAUUGAUCAUUAAAGUUGACUAUACGGCCUAUACAGUUACAGUAUGAACUGGUAGUUUUGAAUACUAAUAAAUCCAAAACUAUACAGUAAAAAUAUACAGAUCUUUGUGGGGUAAUAGUACACCUCUAGUAGAACAAGAGGAAAGUGGUCUGAGCCUGGAACUAUGCACCAAAGUCAAGUUAUUGAUCAUUAAAGUUGACUAUACGGCCCAUACAGUUACAGUAUGAACUGGUAGUUUUGAAUACUAAUAAAUCCUAAACUAUACAGUAAAAAUACACGAAUCUUUGUGUGGUGAUAGUACAGUUCUAGUAGAACAAGGGGAAAGUGGUCUGAGCCUGGAACUAUGCAUCAAAGUCAAGUUAUUAAUGAUCAAAGUUGACUGUAUUACAGUAUGACAUGGUAGUUUUGAAUACUAAUAAAUCCAAAACUAUACAGUAAAAAUAUACAGAUCUUUGUGUGGUGAUAGUACACAUCUAGUAGAACAAGGGGAAAGUGGUCUGGGCCUGGAACUAUGCACCAAAGUUAAGUUAUUAAUUAUAAAAAUUUCACAGUAUGACAUGGUAGUUUUAAAUACUAAUAAAUGCUUAAUUUUACAGUAAAAGUAUACAGAUCUUUAUUAGGCGACAGUUUUUCUAUAUAUGCAAUAUUUUGUUUCGUAUUUUUCAAUAUUUUGAACAGACCAGACGUGUCGCUAUGAAAAGAGGAAGUCGCGACGAGCGUGUUUUGUGCUCUGCUGUAAAGCGUGUAAUACGGGCGCAAGACGUUUCUGAAGCGCGGCUGGCUGAACGACGGAUGAACGAACGACGGCUCACUUGACCGCAGUGACGAGACGUAGACAACGACACCGCAAAAUACAGAAGCGCCUGAAGCGACAGGCCCCGCGCUGCUUUCAAGCGCUCGCAUAAAUGUCGGAAAUAAAAGCUUUUCCACUUGACAUGCAGAAAAUAGUGUCUCACAAUUCACAGGUUCUACCAAACUGUUUUUAUUUUCAAAGGCUUUUAAAAAUUGUCGCUUAUUUCGACUACUCCGUUAAUAUGAUGAAAUCUCAAAUUUUCACGUCAUCUGUUGGGGAAAAAAAAUUAAAUAACGUUUCUUGUCACAAACUUUCAAAAAUCUUACGAUGUUUUGAGUUUAUUUGGUAACAGAUUAAGCAAGUUAGAGUAGUUUUGAUCUGCCCCUGGUUUAAUACCGAUAAUCGCAAUUAAAUGAAUGACAUGGGGGGAUUUUAAGAUAGACCCGGUACAGUGUAUCCUAUUUUUAUAGUUUAAUUAUAAUAUUGCAUUAAUCUGUAACAUCACUAAACUGACACUACCAUACACAUAUACUGAAAAUGGGUUUUAGGUCAUUUAAAUAGAAAAAAAUAAUAAAUUUAAAUUUAUCAUCCACUUCCUUCCUCUGAUUUGUUGAUUUGUUGUUGGAACAUUCAUGUUUAUGUACCAAGGAAAUCCUUGUUUGGCUCAGUUUUUAGCUGAAUGGCGCCACCUGGUGUUCUUUUGGUUAAACCACACAAGUCUAGAAAAUCGUGAGUGAGGGGACUUUGCCUUUUAUUUGGAUUCACAGAGCAACAAUGGUAACAUGCAAUAAAAAUAUGUUUAUUAUAACUUUCAAAUCUAAAUUUAGGUGGCCAAGCACAUUCACAUCAUCACUUACAUGAGUAAAAACUAUGUACAAUGUGAAUUUAAAAUGUCAGAGCGCAAUGCAUUCUGGGUGUUGUAGGAUAAGAUCGUUUUCAGCCACAACACACAAUGCUGUCGUUUUUUCCUGUUUUAUCUGGACAUAGACCAUCAACGCUUUUGCACAGUUUGGCUAAUAAAAUGUACAAUUUGUAUAAUAUAACUUGCUUUUCAGAACUAUUCCUUUAAGAUCCCUUAAAAAGUAAAGGAAUGGGUAUGGCGAGAAAGAGAGAGAGCACAUAACUGAAGGCACUGCCGGGAGAAGGCGGAGUUAAAACUAGAGCGAAAGUGUAGUUGUUCAUUGUGACAGUAAGAGGAAACAGUUGUCAGUAACGUGCUCCAUAAUGUCUGUGUCAGUUGCAUGUGAUCUAAUGAUUUUAGCUUCGGCUCUACUGGCGAGGUGAAGCCCUGACCCCCCAGCCUACCCUGACGUCACAUCACUGUACUGGAUUAGGGAGGGAAAAUAAUGAUAAUAAAGACUGGCUCUGAAGCCAACACAUCUGAGGAAGUGGCCAUGGCCACGUCAUCUAAUGACUCUUUAAGGAGAAAAAGGCCGGUCUCUUCAGCAGCCAGUGAUGUUUCCUUGCAAAGUGACCGGUCCAAGGAUGACCCUCUCAAUUUCAGUAAAGUACCUCCAACUUCUUUAGGGAAAAUGAGGCCAGCCUCUUCAGCAGCCAGUGAUGUUUCCUUGCAAAGUGACCGGUCCAAGGAUGACCCUCUCAAUUUCAGUAAAGUACCUCCAACUUCUUUAGGAAAAAUGAGGCCAGUCUCUUCAGCAGCCAGUGAUGUUUCCUUGCAAAGUGACCGGUCCAAGGAUGACCCUCUCAAUUUCAGUAAAGUACCUCCAACUUCAUUAGGGAAAAUGAGGCCAGUCUCUUCAGCAGCCAGUGAUGUUUCCUUGCAAAGUGACCGGUCCAAGGAUGACCCUCUCAAUUUCAGUAAAGUACCUCCAACUUCUUUAGGGAAAAUGAGGCCAGCCCCUUCAGCAGCCAGUGAUGUUUCCUUGCAAAGUGACCAGUCCAAGGAUGACCCUCUCAGUAAAGAACCUCCAAUUUCUCAAAGUGAGAGCUGUCCAGACUUUCCAGCAGCCAGUAAUGUUUCCAUGGAAAGUGACCAGCCCAUUGGCGACCCUUCACACAGUAAAGAACCUGCAAGCUCGGACCCAAAAAACCAGAAAAGUGAUAAGCCUGAAGAUUACAAUGUAAACUCCAGCAGAGAUUCAGAGAAAGAUGCCAUAAGGAAACUCAAAGAACACAUGAAGAACAAACUGCAUAAGGACUUCAGUAAAGAGGAAACUGAAACUGAACUCUAUGAAAUCAAAAUCAAUAAGAAGGAUGAAGUAGUGAAGUAUAAUGACAUAUUUACCCAUUCAAAGCAAACAGUACGGACGGUGCUGACCAAAGGAGUGGCUGGUAUUGGCAAAACCUUUCAAGUUAAGAAGUUCAUGCUUGACUGGGUAAACGGGUACUCCAACAAAAACAUACACUUGAUUGUUUCAUUAACGUUCAGCGAGCUAGAUCCAGAAAAGGUUCAGAGCAUGGAAGAGUUGCUUAAUUCUUACUUUAACACUGUUCAACAAGGACUAUGGAGCAGCAGCAGCAAGUGUAAAUUAGCUUUUAUCCUUGAUGGUUUGGAACAAUGCAAGCUUCCUCUUGACUUUGAAAACAACAAAGAGCUGACUGAUCUGAAUGAGGCCGCCUCAAUGGAUGUUCUGCUAACAAACCUCAUCAAGGGAACAUUGCUCCCCUCUGACCAUAUCUGGAUCAUCUCUCAGCCCUCAGGUGUUGACAGAAUACCCUCUGAAUUCAUUCAGAAAACAACUGAAUGUCGAGAGACUUUAAAGCGAAGACAGAAGCUGGUGUCAGACCUAAGGACAAGAUUUCUUAGUGAAUACACUCAAGUUGAAGACCCAGAUCAUCCUAACCAUGAAAACACGGAACACAUCAUAAGGGAACACAUCACUGAUCGAGACAACGCUCAGACUAAAAGACAGCCUGUGAAAAAGACUGUAAAACAAGUGUCUGACAUUUUCAAAGAUGCAAAUGGAAAAAAAAUCAGAUCUGUUCUGACCACUGGAGAAGCUGAUAUUGGAAAAACCUUCCAAAUGAAUGUGUUCAUAAAACAAUGGGCUGAAAGUAAUAGUUCAUUUCUUGGAUGGGUCAAAAAUAAAGUUACUAGGCAAAAAGAUGGUAAAGAACUUAUAUUUCGACUUGACUUCUCCGAACUGAAUUUGAUGGAAGAGAACACCAGUCUGGUGGGACUUCUUAAUGAUUUUUUUGAGGAAACAAAAAAGUCUAUAAUCUCUGACUUUGCACACGUUGGUCUUCCAUCAGUUAUGAGCUUUUGUUUCAAAAUGUCUUAA
This is a messenger RNA of Betta splendens (Siamese fighting fish), 6942 nucleotides long. RefSeq lists its product as uncharacterized. The record is from RefSeq and is a predicted model, not a curated record. The transcript has 11 exons. NCBI's taxonomy places the organism in Eukaryota, Metazoa, Chordata, Actinopteri, Anabantiformes, Osphronemidae. The coding region runs from base 5047 to 6942 and encodes 631 amino acids.